Molecule: messenger RNA, 1412 nt
Organism: Aphis gossypii (cotton aphid)
Lineage: Eukaryota; Metazoa; Arthropoda; Insecta; Hemiptera; Aphididae
Exons: 7
Coding region: 117-1070 (317 amino acids)
Source: RefSeq, a predicted model, not a curated record
GCAGUGGAUGUAUCGAUUCAACUUUAAUUUUCAUGACCUACGAAUGUGGCACAAAACUAUGUCGUACGCAUUUUCUCUUAAGAGAAUAAUCCAACAAGACAAUAAUCACACAAACUAUGACGGUGACGAAUCGGAAGAAACUAAACGAUGUUCGUGCAUCAUAUAUGUCUGUCGGAAGCAAUUUAAUUAACAAGCAAAAUACCGUUGAGUCUAAAUUUUCCACAUCACCAAAUUCAUACUGCAGCAAAGAUGUUCUUGAAAAUUAUGUUCCUAUGACACCAGAGGAUUCAACUGCUUCAUGGUUAGAUGCGGAAGAUAGUUAUCAAGUCACCAAUUUUAUAAAUGAAGCACAACGCAUACUCCACGAUGAAGAAAAUUUUUCUGAUGCAUGUCACAAUCGACUACGCUCUGAAUAUGAACAAUGGAAACAAAUUCCACACCUAAGAAUAAUUGGAAAACGAAUCGAAUAUUCACGAGAAAAGACUCAGGAGGAUGAUAAACAAAAAUGCAAGGCUCGCAGUAAACCGUCAACCGCUAACAACAGGGAUUUAGAUUUAUUGCGAGAUCGGGUUGUAAAGAUCAUGACGGAAACGUUAUGGCAACGAAUAUUAGACAAAACUAGCAUCAAAAGCGUAUGCCAAAGACAAUCUAUGUUAGAAUCGCGACGAAAUUCUUCUGGUCGAAUAGAGUCUGCAUUAAUUGUUUCAUCGAUACUACCAACUAGCAGACCGUCAAUAAUGUUUAAAUCGUCCCGUUCAAAUUUAGAAACAAUUAACCAAAGUGGACUUGUGUGCCAACAACAAAAUAACAAAGAACAUAAAAAAAAAAAGUGGCCAAAUAACAACGUAAAUGUUUUACCACCUAUCGAAACCCAUCAAAUGAAGAUAGUAGACAAGAAAAAACGCUGGUUUUCCGCCGUUAGCACGCCUGGGAGAAACCACGUAUUACCGAGACCAGUGACUUCAGUUGCAACUCACGUCAACACUUCGAUUAACGUGUGUUUUGAAAUAUCGAUCGAUGGCAAAAGUAUCAAAAGCUUAAAGAAAAAAGGUUACUGUUCCCCAUCGUGAUUAUACAACGGGCAUAAAAAUAUUCCAUGAACGCAUUUACCUAAAAAAAAAAAAAAAACUAUAAUACGUUAAAAACAAAAAUUUGUUAAAGAAAACAAUAAAGAAAAUAUUUUAUCAAUACAAUAUAUUAUAGGUAUAUACUCCGAUGUUAUAAUAUUUAUUAUAUAGUGCAGCGUAUUCCACCGUUGACCACGUAUCUUACAUAUAAGUAAUAUUAUAAUAUCAUAGUCGACCACAGUUUUUUUUUUUUAAGGUCUUUUCUACUAGGAAACGCACGCGUAGGUACCGUACGCAAAAAGUGGCCCGCUAACGCUGCCGUCGCUGCCAUAUCCUAUUUACGAU